AUGCGGACGCCGGCGAUGCUCCGGUGGGCCGCGGCGCUCGCGGUCCUGCUCGCCGUCGCCGCGCCGGCCGCCGGGUUCUACCUCCCUGGCGUCGCCCCGAACGAUUUCGCGAAGGGUGAUCCGCUUCCAGUGAAGGUGAAUAAGUUGACAUCUAUCAAGACUCAACUCCCGUACACAUAUUACUCCCUUCCAUUCUGCAAGCCAGAUACCAUAAUCGACAGCACCGAAAAUCUUGGUGAGGUUCUUCGUGGUGAUCGCAUUGAGAACUCUCCUUAUGUGUUCAAAAUGGGAGAGCCCAAGAUGUGUCAGAUUGUCUGCAAAGCAAAGAUCGGUGAGAAAGAAGCCAAGGAGCUCAAGGAAAAGAUAGAGGAUGAAUACCGAGUGAACAUGAUUCUAGACAACCUCCCGCUAGUUGUUCCGGUUACAAGGCAAGAUAAGAACAGUAUUGCUUAUCAAGGUGGAUAUCAUGUUGGUCUCAAAGGCCUGUAUUCUGGAACUAAGGAUGAGAAAUACUUCAUCCACAACCAUUUGUUAUUUACGGUGAAGUAUCACAGGGAUGAUAAUUCGGGACUUUCUAGAAUAGUGGGAUUUGAGGUCAACCCACACAGUAUCAAGCAUCAGGUUGACGAUAAAUGGAAUGGUGUAGACACUCGCUUGAGCACUUGUGAUCCUCAUGCGAGCAAAUUUGUAACAAACUCUGAUAAUCCUCAGGAAGUUGAAACUGACAAGGAAAUCAUAUUCACAUAUGAUGUUCGUUUUGAGGAGAGUGAGAUCAAGUGGGCGUCGCGUUGGGACACCUACCUGUUGAUGACUGAUGAUCAGAUUCACUGGUUUUCUAUCGUGAACUCUCUCAUGAUCGUGCUUUUCCUAUCUGGCAUGGUUGCCAUGAUAAUGCUUCGCACUCUCUACAGAGAUAUCUCUAGAUACAAUCAGCUUGAAACUCAAGAAGAAGCACAAGAGGAAACAGGUUGGAAGCUUGUUCAUGGGGACGUGUUCCGUCCUCCAACCUACUCUGACUUACUCUGUGUUUAUGUUGGCACUGGCGUCCAAUUCUUUGGCAUGCUCCUAGUUACAAUGAUCUUCGCUGUGUUGGGUUUCCUUUCUCCAUCAAACCGGGGAGGACUGAUGACUGCAAUGCUUCUAGUCUGGGUUUUGAUGGGGCUGCUUGCUGGCUAUUCUUCGUCACGCCUCUACAAGAUGUUCAAAGGUUCAGAGUGGAAGAAGAUUACCCUGAAAACGGCUUUCCUGUUUCCAGGGGUUGCAUUUGUUAUUUUCUUCAUCUUGAAUGCUCUUAUAUGGGGGGAGAAGUCAUCUGGUGCUGUUCCUUUCACCACAAUGUUUGCCUUGGUCCUCCUCUGGUUUGGCAUCUCAGUACCCCUUGUCUUUGUUGGGAGCUAUCUUGGGUUCAAGAAACCUGCCAUGGAAGCUCCAGUCAAGACAAACAAGAUUCCACGGCAGAUCCCUGAGCAGGCUUGGUACAUGAAUCCGCUUUUCACUAUUCUGAUUGGUGGGGUCCUUCCAUUUGGAGCAGUUUUCAUUGAACUCUUCUUCAUCCUCACCUCCAUCUGGCUGCACCAGUUCUAUUACAUCUUUGGCUUCCUCUUCCUUGUGUUUGUGAUCCUCAUCAUCACCUGUGCCGAGAUCACAAUCGUGCUCUGCUAUUUCCAGCUCUGCAGUGAGGACUACAUGUGGUGGUGGAGGUCUUACCUUACCUCGGGAUCCUCUGCGCUGUAUCUCUUCCUGUAUGCUGCUUUCUACUUCUUCACGAAACUGCAGAUUACUAAGCUGGUGUCUGGCAUAUUGUACUUCGGCUACAUGCUUCUCGCCUCCUAUGCCUUCUUUGUGCUGACUGGCACAAUUGGUUUCUGCGCCUGCUUCUGGUUCACUAGGUUGAUUUACUCGUCAGUGAAGAUCGAUUAG
Molecule: messenger RNA, 1920 nt
Organism: Miscanthus lutarioriparius
Lineage: Eukaryota; Viridiplantae; Streptophyta; Magnoliopsida; Poales; Poaceae
Source: the annotation of a GenBank genome assembly